AUGGGCUUUGGUAGAGUUCUCUGCUUUCUGAUAAUCUUCCUGUGCGGCACUACCUCUGUUUCUACAGGUUCGGGUUUCUCGAGAAUCGCAACGACGACCACACAUGAGCAGGCCAAAUUCAACUUUCGCGGCGGUCGGAAGGACAUCAUGGCUCCAAUCACCACAGUCCCGAGUACCAAUCCAGCUGUUCCAAUCCUUAACCCGGAUUCACAGCCGGAUUCCACGGCCCCGGCCACCAUGGGUGGUCCGACGAUAACUCCGGCUGCUGGGGCGGCGACAACCGCGUCUCCGCCGGGAGCGAGCUGGUGCGUGGCGAGCCAGAGCGCGUCGUCUACGGCUCUGCAGGUGGCUUUGGAUUACGCGUGCGGGUACGGCGGCGCUGAUUGCUCCGGGAUCCAGCCGGCGGGGAGCUGCUACAAACCCAAUACGCUGAGGGACCAUGCUUCCUAUGCAUUCAACAGUUAUUACCAGAAGAAUCCUUUGCCCACCAGCUGUAAUUUUGGAGGCACCGCUGUUGUUACCAGCACCAAUCCAAGCACGGGGACAUGCCAACUUCCCUCAACUAGCACAAGCUCGUCGAUACUCAACACCACGAACUCAAAUGGUGCAACAAUUUUCGGUGCAACGCCUUCUGGUCCUUCUUCCCCGUUCUCAUCAUCAUCAUCAUCACCUGGUCCUUCUGCUCGCCCUGCUGCUUCAAAUCAGCGUCUCAUCAUCGUUCUCUGUUCCAUGGCAACCCUUUUGAUCUGUAUUUUAGACCAACAGUUACAAUGUUUGAUUUGUAGCUCUGUAUUGAGUAACACACGAGGAAGGGUAAAGUGA
Messenger RNA from Linum trigynum, 822 nucleotides. The record is from the annotation of a GenBank genome assembly. NCBI's taxonomy places the organism in Eukaryota, Viridiplantae, Streptophyta, Magnoliopsida, Malpighiales, Linaceae.